Molecule: messenger RNA, 306 nt
Organism: Miscanthus lutarioriparius
Lineage: Eukaryota; Viridiplantae; Streptophyta; Magnoliopsida; Poales; Poaceae
Source: the annotation of a GenBank genome assembly
AUGCCGGCACAACCAAUUGAGAAGAUCACAGGAACACAACCGGGAGUACGAUUGUCCAGAGGAAGAUGUUCUUGCCUGUGUUUGAUUUCCUACAUGCCGUACAUGAUGAAGGAAUCGAAGGACAGUACAUGCUGGCCUGUGUUGAUCGAUCUUCUGUCCUUCCGAGAUUUGUUCUCAUGCAAAACAUUGGUGUCGGAGAAGAUAACGCCGGCAUCACUUGCAACAAAGGACGUCGACUUCAUCUCCGGUAUCGAGUUCGGUGAUGGUACAUGCGUGGCUCUGUCGUUCUCCUCCUUGAUCACGUAG